Molecule: messenger RNA, 818 nt
Organism: Chrysochloris asiatica (Cape golden mole)
Lineage: Eukaryota; Metazoa; Chordata; Mammalia; Afrosoricida; Chrysochloridae
Gene: GUCD1
Product: guanylyl cyclase domain containing 1
Exons: 6
Coding region: 83-802 (239 amino acids)
Source: RefSeq, a predicted model, not a curated record
ACGCAGCCGCCGCGCUCCCGCCCCAACCCUAGUCGCAGCCUGCGCGGGGCCGGGGCCAUGGGCGCUCUGCGCCGCUCGGGUCAUGAGGACGGAGGCGGAGGCUGCGGGGCCACCGCUCGAUCCUGGGGACUUCGUGCAGCUGCCGGUGCCUGUCAUCCAGCAGCUGUACCACUGGGACUGCGGCCUGGCCUGCUCCAGGAUGGUGCUGCGGUACUUGGGCCAGCUGGACGAUAGCGAGUUUGAGAGCGCCCUGCAGGCACUGCAGCUGACCAGGAGCAUCUGGACCAUUGACCUUGCUUACUUGAUGCGCCACUUUGGUGUGAGGCACCGAUUCUGCACCCAGACCCUGGGCGUCGACAAGGGCUACAAGAAUCAGUCCUUCUACAGGAAGCACUUUGACACCGAAGAAACCCGGGUGAACCAGCUGUUUGCACAGGCCAAGGCCUGCCAGGUGCUGGUGGAGAAAUGCGCGGUGAGCCUGCAGGAUAUCCAGGCGCACCUUGCGCAGGGCCACGUGGCCAUCGUGCUGGUGAAUUCAGGCGUGCUGCACUGCGACCUAUGCUCCAGCCCCGUUAAGUACUGCUGCUUCGCCCCCCGCGGCCACCGCUGCUUCUGCCGCACCCCUGACUACCAGGGCCACUUCAUUGUGCUGCGCGGCUAUAGCCGGACUGCCGGCUCCAUCUUCUACAACAAUCCAGCCUACGCCGACCGUAUGUGCAGCACCAGUGUCAGUAACUUCGAGGAGGCCCGAACCAGCUAUGGCACAGACGAGGACAUUCUCUUUGUCUAUCUGGACAGCUGACGAUGGGGCCUGGUGC